UAUCGUUUAAAGUAACCACCACUAGUUACUCAGCUGAUCGCGAGCCGCAUGUGCCCGCCAGCGUUUACCAACACUAGAAUCAAAACAACGUGAAACUACGCAUCAAAAUGACGAAUCUUCGCAAGGAAUUGGAGAAGUGCAAGCACCCAAAUAGCCGAAAAACCAAGGCGUUGGGCAAGAAAGCCCGUCGCCAGAAUCACAAGCACCGAGUGCGUUUGGGUCAUGCCAUCAAGAGCAACAUAACCGGCGAGAAAUUGAGCUGGUUUCUGGGCCAAAUCGAUGGGGGACGCACCGAACCGCUGACUCCACAGGAGCUGGAGGAUCUGAUCGAACUGUAUUUCACCCGGUUCGACGAGGAACUGGAGCAGAUCAACCUGAAGCAGUCGAUUGGCAAACAUCGGGCCAAUCAGCAUGCCGCCCGCAAGGAUGUGAUCACCAUGACGCUGGAGAAGGAGCGCAACGAGUUCCGAAGCGGCGGCCUGGAGCUGAUGAACCUCUGCGAUCCGCUCAAGCUGAAAAUGCUGCGCGAGUGGGACGGCAGUGCGCUGAGUGUGCAGCACCUGAAACUCGACCUGGUGUCCUACAACAUGCUGCAACGGCUCAAGGUGGAGCAGUCGGCGAAGAAGGAGCAGGCCGCCAACAUCGAGCAAAUGGAAACAUGAAAUAAAUAAGAAUAAAAACCAAAA
Molecule: messenger RNA, 686 nt
Organism: Drosophila elegans
Lineage: Eukaryota; Metazoa; Arthropoda; Insecta; Diptera; Drosophilidae
Product: translation machinery-associated protein 16 homolog
Exons: 2
Coding region: 108-662 (184 amino acids)
Cellular component (GO): nucleus
Source: RefSeq, a predicted model, not a curated record